Molecule: messenger RNA, 1665 nt
Organism: Protopterus annectens (West African lungfish)
Lineage: Eukaryota; Metazoa; Chordata; Ceratodontiformes; Protopteridae
Product: NXPE family member 4-like
Exons: 5
Coding region: 40-1665 (541 amino acids)
Source: RefSeq, a predicted model, not a curated record
CCUGAAGAGAUAUUACAACAUUCAUUGAGUACAUCCACAAUGAAUACCAUAAAGACAAUAUAUUUGAUUUUAUGCAUUUUUGCUAUUUCUUUCUUGUCCAGAUUUUGGAUGUCUGAAUGGAAAUGGUACGCUCAGUUCUUAAGACUGAAACUCAAGUCUAAAGAAGAACCAGAUGUUGGAUUUGACAAUAAAAGAGAUGCUGAUCCUAAUAAAAUUCUGCAAGAAGCUGAUGACAUUUAUCAAUUAAUUUCUUCAACUAAACCCUUGUUUGACAUCCCACCUUUUGAGAGAAGCACUAGUGCACACAACAGCAAAUAUUAUAUCAUGAAUCCCACAGAGGUCCACAGCACUGGAAACCUUCUUUAUACUUACGUGGAAACAUAUGACUACCAAGGUAACAGAAAGACCACUGGUGGGGAUUUUUUCCGAGCCAGAAUAUAUGAUAAAAAGACACUUACAGCAGCUGUAGGGAGUAUCACUGAUUUUAAUAAUGGAAGUUAUCUUGUGACCUUUCCCCUUUACUGGGAAGGCACUGUAUACAUUUCAAUAAAACUGCAGUACUCAUCUGAAAUGGUUUCUCUCAUACACAGGCUCAGAGAUAUAGACAACUACAGAAUGGGAUUUCGAGGGAUUUUUCUUUCCAAAAACUACAAGGAAAUGACCAAAUGUCAUUUUAACCUCACAUUUACUGGUCCUUUGUGCGAUCUUUACUAUCACAACUCAGGAAUUAAAUGGAUGUGUGAGAAACCAAAAAACUUAAGCUGCGAGAAUUUGAGUAGCCUGGAAUAUUAUUUUAAUGAGCCAUCACUAAGUGAAGCAGAGAAAAAAUUUGAUGACAGAAAAAAUGUUCUAAAAGAAAUUAGACCGGUUGGUGCUUCAUCAGUAAUAGUGAAAAAACAAGGUUCAAAUAUUAAUUUGCCAAAGUGUCAGAGUCACCCUUUGACAUAUACAAACUCAACUGGAUUUGUUCAAAAUCAUACAUGGAUAUCCUCAUUGUGUCAAGUGAAAAGAUUCCGUACAUCAGAAAGAGUCAUUCAGUGCAUUAAAGGAAAAAAGAUAUACUUAGUGGGUGAUUCCACAAUCCGCCAGUGGUUUGAGUACCUGGUCAAAAUUAUACCAACUCUAAGUAAAGUGAAUGUUGGACGGAAUCAGUGGUACUCAGAGAAAUUAGCUGUGGACCUAACAAAUAAUAUCUACCUUCAGUGGAGAACACAUGGACUUCCAUGGCAUCCAGGAGUCCCAUUAAUGCUUCCUGAUAGUCCCUCAGCAGUGAGUCUGAUUAACAACAUCUAUGGGGGAAAGGAGUUCAUCACUGUAAUCUGUUUGGGAGCCCAUUUUACCCGAUACCCCUUGAAGGUUUACCUGGAAACACUUAUCCAUGUUAGGAAUGCAGUUAAGAGGCUUCUGGGCCGAAGUCCUGAUACCACAGUAAUUCUUAAGAAUGGAAAUACAAGAACACCAUAUAAAUUAUUACUUGAUAAUGAUUGGCUGACCUAUGAACUCAAUCAAGCUUUUGUGGCAGCUUUCAUGGGAAUGAAUGUUUCUCUGGUUGAUGCCUGGGACUUAACAGCAGCUUAUGAAUCAGCAGAGCUGCACCCUAGCGAAGAAGUUAUCAAAAAUGAAGUAGAUGUUCUCUUCUCUUACAUUUGUCCUAAUAUAGAUUGA